AUUUUCCAACUCUGUUGAGAAUCGUCAUGAAAGACUUUAUGAAUAUUUCUGAAUGCAGAUGUUGAUUAUCUACAUAUGGUUCAUCCUUUUGUUUUUAAAACUGUUAUGAAUUUAAUGCCUUGUGGACUUUGGGUGGACAUUUAUAUGAGGUGCAGGGUUGGGUAUAACACAUUACAAAGGAAAGAUAAUGUACUUUGCAUGGCACUGUAGCAGCUAAACCCAUACAGUGGUAGCUUAGCUGUUCCUCCCCUUGGCUAGCGUUUUUAAAAAAUAAAAAAGUUUUAUAUUUUAUCCGUCUGGUAGUUGUACAAACAGUGACAACACCCGAGGCGGGUUUUAUUAUAAAUCCGACUUUUUCUGAUCAUGUCAAGUCUAAAAUUACUGAAAGAACUUUGAGUUUCACUUUGUAGUGUAUUCUCGUAGGCAUGAUAGGUUUUGAAAGUAACGUGAAAGUAAUGAGUAAUCGGAUCACUUUUUACAUGCAGUAAUCAGUAACGUAAUCAGAUUACAAUUUUAAAUAGUAAUUACUCAUCUGUACCGGAUUACUUUUUUUUUUUUAGUAAUUUACCCGACACUGACGAUGCAGUUUGAUUACAUUAUUUGUGAUAAAACACUAAGACUGUGUGCAGUGCUUAAUUUGUAAAACAUGAGGUACCAGGACACCAAGGGACAGGUGCUCCAGCAAGUGGACAUAGAGAGAGAAUUUUUGGAAGGGAGGUGACAAUAAUUUAAUAAAUUUAAUUUAUUAGGGUUCGGUUUAAAAUGUAAAAGAAAAAAUACGAAUAAAAGCACUGUAAUGGAUAAUAAUUCUUUUGUCACCUCCUUUAAAAAUGACAAUUGGCUCGUUUAUAUGAUGACCAAUUGAUCUACACACCUUAUCAGUCACGCACAGUUGCUUUAAUUAAUUGUAUUAUUUUAUUUUUAAAAGAAAAAAAAAGCUGCAGAGGUGUCUGAUCAACAUAAAUACAUAAAUAAACAACAUAAACUCAAGAUUAGACACUGGCGUAUGGGAUCUCGUCUUUGUAGCUUUUACAGGGUUAGUGUUUUUCCUCUGCACAGUCGCCAUCUAGUGGGCAUUAUGGUAAACAACACAAAGUUUUUAUUCUGAAAUGCAUGUUGUGGGCGGAGUCACCCAGCAGCCGCUCGUUCUGAUUGGCUGGCUCUCAGCAACAGCUGGCCAUGCGCAGCUACAGUGAUCCAGCGGUGCUGAGGCUCUUUGAAGCAGACAUCCAGGCUACAGACUUUGGAUAGUAGUUCGGUUGAAGUGGGCGGACCUAUGAAGAACAUGAUAUGUAGGCCACAUGGGAUCAGAAGGGAAGGAACAAUGAAAAUUUAAGAGGUCAGAACGUCCCCAGAAUAAGCUGGUACCUGAUAUCAAGUUAACACUGUCUGGGGAAAAAUGAAGAAAAAGGGGAAUGUAGGUGUGAUGAGGCAGAGUAAGUCAGCUACUGACAUUACACCAGGAAUUCUGGACCUAAAAGAUGACUUCCGCUGUUUCCAGAGCAGGCUGGGAACUAGGUCAUUGUCACAUGACAGUAUCUUUCUGUUGGAACAGCGUCAAUCAGACCCUGAGCCACCAAGAGUUCUUUCCCAGGAGAAUGUCCAUGGAAAAAUCCAAGCACUGCAAAUGAAGCUACAGACACAAAAGAUGCAUCUAGGUCCACCACCUUUGGUGUUGACCAUUAAGCAAAUUGAAGACCCCUCUGAAGUCCUGACAUUGUCCAAAAACCUGCCACACAAGUCCCACCUGAAGUCUGCGUCACAGGGAGUUUUACCCCAUCCAAUCAGCCCCGCACUGCUACCAUUUUAUUCCUCUGCACCUUCACCUGGGGUAGAUUUCAGCACCCUUCCCCAGUUUAUCCCCUGCCUGGACAACUCUGCUGCCCGCCAUCGGAUGUCCAUUAAGCCUCGGAAUCAGAGAGCCAGCACUAAGAGCAGAAGAAUGCCCACCUCAGUGAGUCUGACUCACUCAAUCCAAGAUGGAAGCAGACCUUGCUCAGAGAGUAUGAUCAUCCUGGAACGGUCUCUAACUGAGAGUAAAGAAGAGGACGGGAUAGCUGUGACCAAGGAAAUGACCCAUGUUCGCUCCUACUCCUCGCAGAUCAUUAGGCCAGGGAAGGGCCUUAUCGCUCCUCCAAUCAAGAGCCCAUGUCUGACUUUACCUCUAAAAUUACCGGUGGGAGUUGAUGAUGAUGACGAUCACCGACUUGCUAUGAGUCAAUGUAAAGAAAAGGUAGUGCCAACUGUGUGCAUGACUGCAGAUGUAGGAACUAGGCGGAUACCCAAAUCGGCAGAAGAAAUGGCUGCUAAACGUCCUAGCUCUGCUGGGCACACCAGUCGUAAGGGGAGCGGAGACCAUAAAGAGAGUCUGUAUAGCUCCAAACCUAAGGGCGUUGAAGGCAGUGCUGUUUCGAUUGUAAGCUCUGUAUAUACCCCUUGUCUCAUUUUGUUAGGUACUGAGCAGUCUCAUCCAAAAAGUGACAAGGACUUUAACACAGUAACGACUCAUUUUAAGAGAAAUGCAUUGACCCAAGUCCAAGACACAAAGCAGGAACAUAAUCUUCAAAGCCAGCCACUGAAACCCCUUUCAAUGCACAAAAAUACAUCACGCUUGGAUAACAAAUUUGAGGGCAGAAAUAUACACCAAAUCUCUUCAAUGCCAAUUUCCAGUGAGGAUGGAUGCCUACAGGAGUCCACAACUCAACAACGGUCUCGAAGCUUUUAUAUCUCCUCAGAUAAAAGCCACGAGAGGCAGAGAACCGGAAGCUUCACUGGACGCAUGGAGCAACCAGGAGGAGAGAGAGAGCAUGUCUUUCCACUCACAACACCUUCAUCAACCCUCAAAACACAGGAUCUACACAAGAAUGCACAAGUAAGAGCAUCAGGGAAAGAUCCAUUACAGACAGGAGUUACCAGCAUUCCAGCAGUUUCAUCCAAGCCUAGAGAGCUGACAGCAUCUGUGUCUGCUGGUCAAGAAAGAGUGGACAGUCCAGCAAAUAAAAACCGAGAUGUUGUGGUGGAGACUCAGCAGAUAGCUAAAGAGGUAGAUGAGGCAAAUAAGGAGAAAAUGAACAUGGUCAGUAAGGAGCAGAAAGAGGAAAGGAGUGCUCCAGAAGUGAAGCUGCACACCAUAUCGACAUCAGAGUUCAAUGUCAAACAGCAUAACCCUGAAGUCAGGAGUCUGAGCACACCGUGGAUGCCAGAAUCUACUACUCCUUCAGCUGUAGGCCCGAAUGACAGCAAAGCGGGGCCUUUAAGAGAACCUUGCACAGUUCUCAGAAGUCCUCCACUCUAUAACACUGAGCUCUUUAUAUCUUCUGAGUCGCCAGUAUUCUCCAGUAUUCGACCUCAGAGUGCCAGAAGGGACCAAGAGAAAGCUAGACUAAUUAGAUUUCCUGAUUUGCAGGGUUCCGCUCAGUUGCCGGGUUCACCUAUUAACACCACUGUGAGUUCGCCAGUGUGUGGGAUAGAGAAAAGUCCUCUACAAACAUGUGAAAAAGAGUCAAGAGACGCUUCCACUGAGCUAUCUUGGAUGACUAUGGCCCGAGAAAAGACCAGAAGUCUCCAGCAACUUUUUACAAACACACUGAAUGACCUUGCUGGCCUGCAGACAGCCGCACGACCAGCUGCAUCCCCACUAACCCAGAUAUCUUCACAGCCCAGUGCAGGACCUAUAAGGCCUAUACAUCAAAUAUCAUCUUCACAGCCCUCUGUCAGUCCAUUAGAGACUCAACUUCCAACUGUACAUGCUUCUGUAAGGGCAACGCAACCAACUCAACCACCAACUAUGAAGACUUCCAUCAGCCCGGCACAGCCAUCCAUAGAUCAGUCAGGAGCAGUUGAUUUCUCCUUCAAACGAAUUCUUUCACCAACAAGUCAAGUACAACCAACACAUCUCAGUGCCAGACCAGGACAAAUGUCUACUCACUCAGCUUCAAAACCAGGGCAACUGACUGGAAUUUAUAUACCACCUACCCAAUUCAAUCCUCAAAUGAUACACGCACCACAGCAGCAAUUAUACCAGUUGUCAAUACAUCAAGCUCAUCCGAUCCAGCAGUCUCUGCCACAAAGUGUGCCAAAACCCGAAGCAUCACAAUCCUUGCGCCUAUCAUUGAGCCCAAAGCUGACACCUCAUCAGCCUGCCCAUCAAUCUCCCUCGCCAAUUUCACAGCACAGGCCACUUGGGGAAAGCUUGUCCUCUUUGCCUUUAAGGAAAAUGGACUGGACCUCCUUGCCCCAGGGAAAAGGCCCAACAGAAAGCCAAGCUCAGUAUGCAGGAGGCCUGGGGAGCAAGGCUUUACUUGUCGAGCAAUGGCACCACCAAAAACCUGACGCAGUCAAGGUAGUGGACCAGAAAGCUACACCAGACUCCCGAACCUAUCAGCCUUUGGAUGAAUUUCUAACCAUUUCCAGCCAUGGAAAGUUCACAGAAUUAGCAACUUCUCCUGGUCCCAUGAGGUUAGAGCGAGAGGCCAAAUGUCAGAAGAAAACAUUACCACCGCCAUCACCUUCUUCAUCGUCACUCCUUCAGUCAAACAAUGAUAGUAGACAACCUACUUGGAUGGAGCUGGCAAAGAGGAAAUCUAUGGCAUGGAGUGAUAAGACUAUGGACUGAAUUAGAUAUAAGUGAGCAUACUAAGUUGUAAAAUUUCAGGAAGGACUGAGAAGACAGAAUAUCUCAUCUAUCAAGUUUGUGUGUUUGUGUGGGUGGGCAGAUAAAAAAGCAGUGGAAGGAGAAAGAAAAAAACAGGAGAGUACAAGAAGAACAACAAGGUCUUGCAACUCCCACAAGCACACAAUUACACAAUAUUUUCCUAUACCCUUGGUUUUGUUAUUCUCAGGUUAAUCACAUAGUGGUUUUUAUUAAGGAAUUAUAAUAUAAUAUAGUAUAAUAUAAUAUAAUAUACAAAAAGAUACAUUUCUAUUUAUUUAUGAAUGAUAGUUUUUUUGUUUUACUAAAUUGUGACCAAUUUUAAUUAUAAGUUAACAUGUGGAAUUACAGAAUUAAAUGCAUAUUAGCAGAGGUAAAAUGAUAGUAAGUUAGUCUUUGAAACAUAUAGAUAUAUGUAUAUGUAUAAAACGAAAUAUAACAAAACAAAACAGUUGUGAACAGAUAAACUUCACUUUGAAAAGGAUUUUGCAAUGAACUAGUUUAACUGGUUUGAGGGAAACAGUUAGACUUUUAUAAAAGUUAUAAUUAUUACUCAGAAUAUUGUAUUUCUACCAACUUCAAUCAGUAAGUAAGUCUGGAUGACUACUUGUAUUUUAGCAUAAAUGUUAUUCAGGUAAAGGCAAAAAGAUUGUUUAUCACAAUCUACUGAAAUAUACUAGCACGAUUAUUUAAUAGAGCAUAUUUGAACAAAGUGUUUUAAGCUGGAAUCUGGUCACGUGCUAUUAAUUAUUUAAAGCAAGCCGUUGUCAAAGUGGGGUCCGUGGACCCUCAAGGGACUGUGAAGCAUAGCCAUUGGAGUCUGUGAUUUAUUUAUUAUUUUUUAAUGUUGUUACAAUACUGGAAAUCACAACCUACUGCUACCAAAGUCAAUAUAUUUACUAUUGAGCUCUUA
Ictalurus punctatus (channel catfish) is the source of this 5564-nucleotide messenger RNA. RefSeq names its product cracd like a (gene cracdla). The record is from RefSeq and is a predicted model, not a curated record. NCBI's taxonomy places the organism in Eukaryota, Metazoa, Chordata, Actinopteri, Siluriformes, Ictaluridae. Bases 1400 to 4615 code for a protein of 1071 amino acids. The transcript has 10 exons.